CCCGAGGCGGACUGUCCCCUCGCUGUGGGGCAUUCGGAGUCUCGCCUGACGCCAUGUUCCUUUGGGCAGCUGCCGCCCGGGGCUUCUAGCUGCCGCCGCCCCCGCAGCCUCUAGAGCCGCAGUCGCCGGCCGGGAGCAGAGCCAGGCCAUGUCCGUCAAGGAGGGGAGUAAGGGGCUGCCGCCGCCUCUCGGCACCAGCGACCGGGCCGUUAAGGCUGUCCCUUUUCCACCAACACAUCGCUUGACAUCUGAAGAAGUGUUUGAUAUAGAUGGAAAACCUAGGGCUGACAUUUUGAAGAAUCACUUAGUAAAAGAAGGUCGGGUAGAUGAAGAAAUUGCACUUAGAAUCAUCAAUGAGGGUGCUGCAAUUCUACGAAGAGAGAAAACUAUGAUAGAAGUUGAAGCCCCAAUUACAGUGUGUGGUGAUAUUCAUGGCCAGUUCUUCGAUCUAAUGAAGCUGUUUGAAGUUGGAGGAUCACCAGCUAAUACAAGAUACCUCUUCCUUGGUGACUAUGUAGACAGAGGUUAUUUUAGUAUAGAGUGUGUGCUGUACUUAUGGGUCUUGAAGAUUCUGUAUCCAAAUACAUUAUUUCUUUUGAGAGGCAACCAUGAAUGUAGACACCUCACAGAAUAUUUUACCUUUAAGCAAGAAUGUAAAAUAAAGUAUUCAGAAAGAGUCUAUGAUGCUUGUAUGGAAGCUUUUGAUUGCCUCCCUCUUGCUGCACUUUUAAACCAACAGUUUCUUUGUGUUCAUGGUGGACUUUCACCAGAAAUAAACACACUAGAUGACAUUAAGAGACUAGAUAGAUUCAAAGAGCCUCCUGCAUUUGGACCAAUGUGUGACUUAUUGUGGUCAGAUCCCUCAGAAGAUUUUGGAAAUGAAAAAUCACAAGAACACUUCAGUCAUAAUACAGUCAGGGGAUGCUCAUAUUUUUAUAGCUAUCCAGCAGUUUGUGAAUUUUUGCAAAAUAAUAAUUUGUUGUCGAUAAUUAGAGCUCAUGAAGCACAAGAUGCAGGCUAUAGAAUGUACAGAAAAAGCCAAACUACAGGUUUCCCGUCAUUAAUAACAAUUUUUUCGGCACCUAAUUACUUGGAUGUCUACAAUAAUAAAGAAGUAUCCACUGUGACAUUACCCAGGGUGCAAUCUGGACUGACAGACAGCUCCGUCCCCUCAUUUCUCCAACCUGGGAUGCCUUUUACACUGCUUUGCUGUGAGAGCAACCACUCCUGCUCUGCCUACACCCAGCCUCCAGCAUCUGCUGUGUUAAAAUAUGAAAAUAAUGUGAUGAAUAUUCGACAGUUCAAUUGUUCUCCGCAUCCUUAUUGGUUACCAAAUUUUAUGGAUGUCUUUACGUGGUCAUUGCCAUUUGUUGGAGAAAAAGUAACAGAAAUGUUGGUGAAUGUUCUGAGCAUUUGCUCUGAUGAUGAAUUAAUGACAGAGGGAGAAGAUCAAUUUGACGUAGGUACAGCUGCAGCACGAAAAGAAAUAAUCAGAAACAAAAUACGUGCAAUUGGCAAGAUGGCAAGAGUCUUCUCUGUUCUGAGGGAGGAGAGUGAAAGUGUGCUGACACUCAAGGGUUUGACUCCCACUGGAAUGUUACCUAGUGGAGUGUUGGCCGGAGGACGACAGACUCUGCAAAGUGUUUUUCUUUAUAAUGCAAUAUGAACACCAGAGAGAGGAUCAAACUGACUAGAAAAACAUGUUUUGUUAACAUAACACAUGCAACAUAUUACCACUAGAGGAGAAAGCUGGACAUUUGGAAAGUAUGCAAAGGGGAAGGGAGGGUUUGGGUGUGUGUGUUUUUUUUUCACUGACUCCAGAAUGCUUUAUUGCGGUAUUCCUUGAUACACUGAAUCAAUACAUUAGCUAUUUCAUUCUUGUUUCACUGUUUCAAAAUAAUCCAAUUGUUAACUUUUCUUAAAAUGUAAUUUAGUUCUUACUGAUCAACAUGAACCAAUUUAUUUAGAUUUUUAUCUUGUACUAACUAUGUAUGCAUCUUUUAAACAGAACCUAUUAAAGAUUUUAAAUAUAAAUACAACACAGUUUCCAAACUACAAAAGGAAAAGUUCUGAAGUAAAACAACUAUAAUACAAACCUCACUAAUUUACACUUUGUUAAAUCAUUGCAAAAUUGGUGAACUCUGCACUUCUUGGCAAAUAUUUAUUAGCCAAUGUUAUAGUGAGGUUUCACAUUGAAAAGAUUUCAUUAUUUUUAAAAAAUAUUCUAUAUUUACCAGUAUAGUAUGAAAUGUCAUAAAUAAUUACAGCUAAACUACAUUUUAGAAAAUAAAUGAACAAAGCCUAUUUUGUGAUGUAUAAUCCUUGCUUUUCUAUUGUUUUUUGUUCACUUGCUAGUUCACAAAAUUCAGUAAUGAUCAAUGGGUUUCCCAGUCACUGAUGCUAAUUAGCGAAGUUCUCUUGUGUUGAUAAUUGGAAAAAUCAUCUGUUUGCAUCUGUAUGCAUUGUCAAAGCUCAGUCUGCUUCCACUGGUAGUUUUUAUUUUAGUGUGGUUGUAUGUGGUUCAAGUGAUUUGGGCUGAAACUUUUUUUUAUGAAAAUAGAUAGUGUAUCCAGAUAUAUUUGUAAAAUUAAUAUUUACUUUAAGUACAAACACAGAUAUAAAUAAACCAAAUUAAGCAUUUUGAAUUGGAGCUUCAGAAAUGUAAUUUGGACCCAACUUCAGAUUUUUGGCAAGAAAUACCUACAAUCAGAACUGUUUCAUUUUGAGAUCAAACAAAAAGUGGGCACAACAGUCCUUAAAGGAACAAUAAACUCUGUACUAAGUUAUUAGAAGAGACUAUGAUGUUUAAAACAAAACAAAACAGAUGAUAUUAGUACCUGUCAAUGUACAGCUAUACCUGAAAUAAUUUGUUCAGAGUUGGCCCCUUGGGGAAGAGCUGAUUGUCUGGGAUAGAAUGCAGCAUAGGGCACCUAAAAUGAUACCCAGUCUAAAGUAUCUAAAUUGUGAGGAAGGGUUAAACUGAUUCUCUUUGCAAAAUAAAAGAGACCGAGGUGUAACAACAUAAAUUCUAAGCAUCAUGUAAAGGGGUAUAGUCAAUAGACAUAUAUUUAUUGCUGAUAAGAGCAGAGGAAACAACCUGAAAAUUAGAGUAAAUUGGGAAUACCAGCAUAAUUAUAUCACACAAAAGGAAGUGAGCAUAUUAACCACUUGAGAACACCUGGAUUCAUUUCUGGAGGAGGGGUUCAGAGGAAUUCAAGGUUGUUGGUACUGAGAGAAAUUGUUAAAAGGGAAGGUAUUUGGGCAAUAUUGCCUUUGUCUGUUUGUAACAAUUAUUAUUUGAAGUGGAGUUAAGCAUUUAAUAGUAUAUUGCUUACAUGAGCAAAUUCAGGCAACUUUAUUUCACUUGUGCUUCAUUACUUUAAUGAAGAUAGAAAGAUAUAACUUUUCUAAUGCCGUUUAUUCAACGCAAUGAAGUUGUCACCAUUUAUUUGAAUUAGGGCUGUCAAUUAACUGCCAUUAACACUUGGGAUUAACGCACAGCACAAUUAACACGUUCAUAUUUUUAACACACGUUAAUCGCAGACCCUCUGGGCUGGAGGGCAGCAUGAGCUCCUCUGAGAAACCUGUUUGGUCAGGCGCAGUAACACAAGCCGCCACCAGAGAGUGGGAAGAGAAGAGGCUACAGAAAGUAAGGUAGUUCUCAUCCCUGCCUUUUUAAAGUAAAAACAGGACGGUCAGGGGCUCGCUGGAGCGCGCCCACACAAACACCCCUCAGGGCUCACUGGAACCACCCUCCCCAUGCCUCCCAGGGCUGGGGCUGACCCCCUACCCCCACCCACUCUGUGCCACCUGCAGCUGGGGCUGAAUCCCAUGCUGCCCGCAGCUGGGGCUGUCUCGCUGAGCUCUGCACUGCCCACGGUGGGAUCUCCCCUCCCCCCCCAUCCUGAGCUCAGGGGCAGACCCCCCACCCCCGAGCCCUGUGCCAUCUGCAGCUGAGGCUGAUGCCUCCUUCUGUGAGCCACGUGCUGUCUGUGGCUGGGGCUGACCCUCCACCCCAAAGCCCCGUGCCACUCGGGACUGGGGCUGACCCCACCAACCCCAAGCUCCAUGCCUCCCCCAGCUGAGGCUGAUUUUCCCCCUCCCACCCCGAGCUCUGUGCCUCCCCCAGCUGAGGCUGACUUCCCUCUCCGCCCCCCCGAGCUAUGUGCCUCCCCCAGCUGAGGCUGACUUCCCCCUCCCCUCUCCCCCGAGCUCCGCGCCUCCCCCGGCUGAGGUUGACACCCGCCCCCGAGCUCCGCGCCGCCCAGGGGUCAGCUCCGAAGCCAGCACUGCCUGCCAGCAGCAAAUUUCUCCAAUUUCCUGCUGGUGGGCUCUGCUGCCUUCAGCUGAUCCCCAGGCAGCAGCCACCUCUCUCUACUCUGCUUUGGAGCUGGGACAAAUACCCAGUUUUGGUGAAGAAGUAGGGAUGGCCGGGACAGAGCUGAAAAAGGGGACUGUCCUUGCCAAAACAUGACAUAUCACCCUAGCCAUCCCGAGCCCUGUUGUUCCCGGCUGACCCCUCACUCCUGGGACCAACCCCCCUGAAUCAUGCCCAUUUGCGCCGAGCUGGCCGCUCACUCCAAGGGUACCCCUCUGGCGAGCUCAGCCUCCCUGCACCAGCUUCUCCUCCCCUGCAGUAUGAGGAGUCCCUGAGGUAAAAUCCACCUUCCCUUGCAAACAAGGGCUCACUCAGCUGAAGGGAGCCCUCCUAGCUUAGUAAAAGGAGGCAAGCCCAGUACCAGAAACCACCCUUCCAGAAGCAGCAGCAAGACACCUCCCUCACCCUCCUCCUGCACAAGUUAUUGCUUACUCCCCCUCCUCGUCCUCCCCCAACACGGAAUGCUUGUUUGUCUGAGUAAUUGGCUGAACAAGAAGUAGGACUGAGUGGACUUGUAGGCUCUAAAGUUUUAUUUUAUUGUUAAGUGCAGUUAUUCUUUUUUACGUAAUUCUACAUUUGUAAGUUCAACUUUCAUGAUAAAGAGACUGUACUUCAAUGAGGUGAAUUGAAAUUUCUUUUUUACAGUGCAGGUGUUCG
This is a messenger RNA of Malaclemys terrapin pileata, 5035 nucleotides long. It is a transcript of the gene PPP3CB, whose product is annotated as protein phosphatase 3 catalytic subunit beta. The transcript has 14 exons. The record is from RefSeq and is a predicted model, not a curated record. Gene Ontology annotation, molecular function: calmodulin binding; calmodulin-dependent protein phosphatase activity. Gene Ontology annotation, cellular component: cytoplasm; calcineurin complex. The coding region runs from base 149 to 1666 and encodes 505 amino acids. Gene Ontology annotation, biological process: calcineurin-mediated signaling. NCBI's taxonomy places the organism in Eukaryota, Metazoa, Chordata, Testudines, Emydidae.